Molecule: messenger RNA, 267 nt
Organism: Wallemia ichthyophaga EXF-994
Lineage: Eukaryota; Fungi; Basidiomycota; Wallemiomycetes; Wallemiales; Wallemiaceae
Product: putative small nuclear ribonucleoprotein E
Exons: 3
Coding region: 1-267 (88 amino acids)
Biological process (GO): mRNA splicing, via spliceosome; spliceosomal snRNP assembly
Cellular component (GO): precatalytic spliceosome; U5 snRNP; U4 snRNP
Molecular function (GO): RNA binding
Source: RefSeq, a predicted model, not a curated record
AUGUCUGGACGCAAGCAGCAAGUUAUGAUUCAGCCAAUCAAUGUUAUAUUCAAGUAUCUUCAGCAGCGAACCAAGGUAUCUGUCUGGCUGUACGAUAACGUUGAUUGCAGGUUACAAGGCCGUAUCAUUGGUUUCGACGAAUACAUGAACCUCAUCCUCGAUGACGUUGAAGAGGUUUUCAUCAACAAAAAGCAAUCACAGCCAAACAGCAGCCUCGGUAGGAUUCUCCUCAAAGGCGAUAACAUAACUCUCAUUCAGUCUGUUUAA